This is a messenger RNA of Populus nigra (black poplar), 3234 nucleotides long. RefSeq names its product pentatricopeptide repeat-containing protein At3g57430, chloroplastic-like. The record is from RefSeq and is a predicted model, not a curated record. Gene Ontology annotation, molecular function: protein binding; RNA binding. Gene Ontology annotation, biological process: RNA modification. The transcript has 2 exons. NCBI's taxonomy places the organism in Eukaryota, Viridiplantae, Streptophyta, Magnoliopsida, Malpighiales, Salicaceae. Bases 333 to 3119 code for a protein of 928 amino acids.
UACAAGCCGGGACUCUCCCAGAAACGGGAUUUGAAAAGUCUGUCCUUAGGUGUUGGAGGGUGUCUCUUGGGUGAAGCUAGCGGCACAGGAGCCGACUCGGCUUCAGCGGCUUCGUGCCGCACUGGAGAGGCACUUUUCACUCAACUGUUGCAUGCAUCUACUUUCAAAAGAUUUCUUCCUCUCCUGGCGGGAAACGCAGAGCCCCAGCCUCGAAGAUCCAAGCAUAGGCAAGCAAUGCGAGGCUAUAAAAUAAAAUCUGCAAGAAAUUUCCUCGCUUCCAACUCUCUUUUCAUGAAUCUGUGACCACCUCUGUCUCACUAUACCCCUCAGUGAUGGUCUCUCUUAAAAACAAACAAGAAUCUGCUUCAAUAAUGUACAGUUCACUCAAUUCAAGAUCCAGCUGUAACUUCUCCAAUAUCUGCAAAAACACCAACCACUUGAAGUCCUUGAAAGCUCGACUCAUAGUUAACGGUCUAAUACAAUACAAGCUUUUGCUGAGACAAUUUUUGGAGUCUUGUUUUAAUUUGGGUUCUGUUGAUAUAGCUCUCUCGACUUUCAAUACAAUUAAGAAGCCAAGCUUGUUGUUGCAAAACUUGAUGAUUAGGAAUCUAAGUAAUAAUGGGUUACACGAAAACGUCUUGUCUGUGUAUAAAAGUUGUCAGGUUUCGAAUUGCCUAUCUGAUGAUUUUACGUUUCCUUUUGUGAUCAAGGCAUGCUCGGUUCUUGGUGCUUUUGAAAUUGGAAAAGAGAUUCAUUGUGCUGUGUUGAGAAAUGGGUAUGAGAGAAAUGUUGUUAUAGAGACUGCUUUGGUCGACUUUUAUGGAAAGAUUGGUCAUUUAGGGACUGCACGCUCUCUGAUUGAUGGAAGUCCACAACCAGACUUGGUUUCUCUGAAUGCUUUGAUUUCUUGUUAUUCUUUUCAUGGGAUUGAUCAACCAAUGUUUGAGGUUUUUAAGCUUAUCUUCGUGGUGGGUUUGAAGCCUAAUUUGAGUACUUUGGCUAGUGUAAUUCCUGUGUGUACCAGAUUGGGAUGUUUGGAUACAGGUAAGUCUCUCCAUGGAUUUGCUGUGAAGUCUGGAUUUCUUGCGAAUGAGUUCUUGGUGCCUGCUUUAAUUUCAAUGUAUGCUCGUGAUGUGUGUGUAUCUAGUGCUAUAAAUAUGUUUGAAGAUGUAAAAAGGAAGAAUGUUGCUGUUUGGAAUGCUAUGAUUUCUGCUUGUACACAAAAGGAUAUGGCUUUUGAAGCAUAUGAGAUGUUUCGACAAAUGCUUCAUGCUGAUGUGCUGCCUAACUCAAUUACUUUUGUGUCGGUCAUUCCCUCAUGUGAGGUUGCUGGUGGUAUACUGUAUGGUGAAUCAUUUCAUGCUUGGGUGAUAAAACACGGUUUAGAAAAUCAGGUUUCUGUUUUGACAGCCCUCGUGUCCAUGUAUGCUAAGCUUGGAGAGAUGCAUAAAGCUGAAAAUCUUUUUGAUCGGAUUUCCAAUAGGAACCUCUUGUUAUGGAAUGUGAUGGUGUCUGGGUAUGUGCGCAAUUGUCUAUGGGAUCUAAGUCUCGCUGCAUUUUGUGAAAUGCGGCUUGGUGGAUUUAGUCCAGACGCAGUCUCUAUUGUUAGUGUUCUUUCUGCUUGUUCCAAUCUGGAGGCUGUUUUGUUUGGUAAGUGUGCCCAUGCAUUUAGCAUUAGAAAGGGGAUUGAUUCAAGCCCCAAUGUUUCAAAUGCUCUCUUGGCAUUUUAUUCUGAUUGUAGACAACUCACCUCUUCUUUUAAGCUCUUUCACAAAAUGCACACUAGGAAUACUGUGUCGUGGAAUACUUUGAUAUCUGGGUGUGUGCAUAGUGGAGAAAUGGAAAAGGCAGUUGACCUUGGUCACAGUAUGCAGAAAGAGGGUGUGGCAUUGGAUUUGGUCACCCUAAUAAGCGUUCUCCCUGUUUACUGUGACAGGGACUAUUUAGUUCAUGGGAUGGCCCUUCAUGGUUAUGCGAUAAAAAAAGGGUUUGCUUCUGAUGUAUCUUUGGUCAAUGCACUUAUCAGCACAUAUUGUAAGUGUGGCGAUCUUGAUUCUGGGAGAUUUCUUUUUGAAGUUAUGUCAGAAAGGUGCGUAGUGUCUUGGAAUGCCCUGAUUACUGGCUUGCGGCAUCUCAACCUACAGAACGAGGCUUUGGUCCUUUUCAGUCAAAUGACGGAGUAUCAGAGGCCAAAUUCUGUAACUCUGCUAAAUGUAUUACCUUUGUGCUACAGCCAUUUGCAGGGAACAAAAGACAUACCAGUGUGGAAUGCUAUUAUUUCUGUGCAUAUCCAAACAAAAUAUCCUGAAAACGCAGUUUGCUUCUUCUAUGAUUUGCUUCGAAUGGGUUUACAACCUGAUAACAUAACAGUUCUGAGUUUAGUUUCAGCAUGCGCUCAACUAAAUUUCUUGAGUCUUGCUCAUUCUGUAAUGGCCUAUGUGAUAUGCAAGGGAUUUGAGAAAGAUUCUGCCGUUAGCAAUGCCCUAAUAGAUAUGUAUGCAAGAUGUGGAGACAUUGUUACUGCUAAAAAGCUGUUUGAGGGCUUGAUUGAAAAGGAUGCUGUCUCUUGGAGUGUGAUGAUCAAUGGAUACUGUCUCCAUGGGGACGGAAAAGCUGCCCUCGAAAUUCUCUCCCAGAUGCAGUUAUCAGGAGUGAUCCCUAAUGUCAUUGUAUUUUCAACUAUUUUAUCAGCUUGCAGCCAUGCUGGUUUAGUUGAGCAAGCUUGGAUGGUCCUCAACUCUAUGGUCGAAAACGGUAUAUCAGCAAGAAUAGAGCACUAUGCAUGCCUGGUGGACCUGUUAGGGAGAAAAGGUCACUUGAAGGAGGCGUACAAUGUCGUUAAGAAGCUACAUGGUAAACCUUCAGUUACCCUGCUUGAGUCGCUGUUGGGUGCCUGUAGCGUACAUGGCAACGUCGAAAUUGGGGAGGAAAUUAGUGGGCUGCUGAUUGAAAUGGACCCAGAUAAUCCUGUUCCUUAUGUGAUUCUUUCCAAUAUCUAUGCAGCAGCUGGUCGAUGGGCAGACGCCAAUAAAUUGAGGUCAAACAUAGACCGGAGACGAUUGAGAAAAGCAGCUGGUUGCAGUCUUCUAAUAAGGGAAAAAAGUGACAACAUGUGGUAAUGAAGGAAACCUAACUCUCUAUCCAUGGUUCUUUGUAUAUUAUACAUUUUCUCUUAUAUGUUCCCCUUUUGAUUUUGUUAAAAAAAGGAAAAAAUUAGCAUCCAUAUGCUCUACA